AUGUCCUACGCGAUUGCACUGUACCAUCGUUUCAAGCCGGUCGACUGGAUUCUCUGUGACGUGCUCACCAGUCGCUACUGCGAUCCCGGGAAGAGCACUCAGGACUGUGUACAGAAAAAGUAUCACUACGAAAUUACUUCCGGAUCGUCUCAAUUUCGACACGUGGGAAGAAUUUCAUCAUUGAAGGGAAAGACUAAUCCUUCUCAGCACGAUGGUUUUGGCACGGGAGCUACGCAGGGUAAACGAAGAAAUCCGGCUGCGAAAGUGACCUCAUCUAUGCGCGCUAAAGAGUUUCAUGAUGCGCAGUUUGGUUACGACAAUUAUUUUGUUAUGUGGUUUCUGAAUGCCAUUUCUGGAGACUACGUAUCGGUGGCGUUCCACGAUGAAAUUUUCCUUACAGGUGUGAUGUUCAUGAGUGGCCUUCCACCUGUUCCUCAGUACAAACUUGGACCCGAGACUAUUGUCUAUGCAAUCAACAAAGCCAGUGAGAAAAUAGAGUUGGGACGAUUCUCUUCUAAAGGUGAUUUUCUGCUUCGACGCAAAGGAAUUCCGGUCACAGAGCUACGGAUAGAACUUACAGCAUCCCUCUUACACGAGAUUGUUAUUGAUCACAUUCUCAUCGAUACGCAAUAA
Messenger RNA from Angiostrongylus costaricensis, 633 nucleotides. NCBI's taxonomy places the organism in Eukaryota, Metazoa, Nematoda, Chromadorea, Rhabditida, Metastrongylidae. The record is from the annotation of a GenBank genome assembly.